ACAGUCUCCCUCUUACUCUCUCGAACACACACGAGAAAGGGGGAAGACAUUAACUUUGUUGCACCCCAAAAGAGCAGAAGAGACAAAAGAAAAUUCCUCUUCUUCUUUCUUUACCUCUUAUCUUAUAUAUACAUAUACAUAUAUACAUAUAUAUAUAUAUAUAUCUCUGAUCCUCAACCCAGGUAUUGUAUCCACUUUCUUACACCCGAAAGAGCAAAGAAACUUUCAGUACGACUUCUGCCCUUCCUUCCCCCACUCCCUCUGUCGCCUGUCUCAAAGUGGUCCAACCAUCGAUCACUACUUCUUCUCCUCUUUCAUAUAACAACAAGUUGAACUUUGGGGUUGAUUCGAGGAGAGAUAGGGCACAGACAAUUUAACAGUUACCGUGUGAGUGAGAGUGAGAGCUAGCUAGCUAAGAAGAAUUAUUAAGGUAAUAUGGAUUGGGAUGGCAGCAGCUUGUUGAGAUCCUCCAACUUUGUCAAUUCCCGACCUGCAGAGUCGUCUCCGGCCCUUGGUAGCUUCCUCCUCAACUACACUUUCGACCAGUUUCCACCUCACGGUAUGGAGGUCAAGCAUUCCAUGGCAACAUCAGACCCACAACAUGCGGCUGCGGUGGGGAUGGACAAGUUUGGCAUUGGCUGUCAGGCAGAGAGGAAGAAGAAGCUAACGAGCAACCAGUUGGAGUCACUUGAGAGGAGCUUCCAGGAGGAGAUCAAGCUCGACCCUGACCGGAAAAUGAGGCUGUCAAGGGAGCUAGGGCUUCAGCCUCGCCAGAUCGCUGUGUGGUUCCAGAACCGGCGCGCGAGGUGGAAGGCCAAGCAGCUCGAGCGCCUCUACGACGCACUCAAGCAGGAGUUUGAGGUCAUCUCCCGGGAGAAGCUGAAGCUCCAGGAAGAGGUUUUGAGACUGAAGGCCAUGAUAAGAGAUCAAGCAGCAACGGGCAGCAAGAAGCAAGUACGUGGCGCCGGCUACACGGAAGUCUCGGGCGAGGAAACGGUUGAAAGCACUUCCACUGACAUCCGGAGACACUAUACUAACAAGUCGGCCAGAGGAUCCCAACAGAUUAUCGGGGAUCAGUCGAGCUACUUACUGAGCGCGCUCGAAGAAUAUAAUAACUCUGUAUCAGCGUCGUACUGGGGGGUUCUGCCUUCUUAUAAUAAUCCAUAACGAACUUCAUAUUAAAAUAACCUACCAUGCAUGUGGCUUCAGUUUUCCUGGUCAUGUUAAGAUCAUUGAAGGAUAGCAAGGUGGAGGAGUACUUGUACUGGAUAUGGAAGUAUAGUUGUGCCUCGGGAGGGUUCAUGGCACUGCUGGGUAAUAGCUAAGGAAUGCAACUUUCAUAUUAUAAUCAGUAAUAUAUGCAAACUUCAUAUCAAGGCUUUCUUGUUGUGUCUUGCCAAUUUGUCAUUUUCCCAUUUCCAUGUAAAAUUUUACCGGGCUCUAUGUAGUAUAAUUUUAUCGAGAUAUUCUCAAUCUGCUAGUUGAGA
Punica granatum (pomegranate) is the source of this 1487-nucleotide messenger RNA. NCBI's taxonomy places the organism in Eukaryota, Viridiplantae, Streptophyta, Magnoliopsida, Myrtales, Lythraceae. The record is from RefSeq and is a predicted model, not a curated record.